AUGAUGCUGGAACGGGAAAUACUUGAAAUUGUGCCAGGAAGACAUCAAAAACUAGAAGAUUUGGAAGGUUGUUCAAAUGUGCCUAAUACAUUUAUUAUUGCGCAUCGCGAGGAAAUAUUUUCUCUUAUCAAUAAAAUACCUAAUUUUGUCAAUUUGGCUGCGGAAAUGGAAAAGAAUACUGAAAGAUUUCAGUUUUUAUUGGAUUUAUAUCAGGAACAACCCACAUUACUUGAUUCUUGUUUGGGCACAAUGAUUCAAAAGCUUCUUUACUACGUGAAACUUCUCGAAGACGGACAAACGAGAUUUGAUCAAGCAUCAUGUAUCGCGUUUAGUUUUAUGUCUCAUAUUGCGAAAGUUCGUGGCUACAAGGCUUUUUUAUCUUUUUUGCCUCAUGAGGUAUUUUAUCUGGAAAAAGUAUUAAAUUCCUUAGAACGUUAUGCCCAUUCCACUGCUCGUGAUGUUUGUUACAUAUUACUAUUGUGGAUGAUCAUAUUAUGUAAGAAUCCAUUUGAUUUAAGUCGAUUUGAUGUUACUGCAAAAGGAAAUCGGAAUACUAUUCACCGUAUUAUUGAUGUUGCUACUCCUUAUCUUUAUCAAAACAUAAAUAAAUGCCAGAGAGCAGCUGCAUUGCUAUUAGCUUCUAUUCUCACACGUGAAGAAGCGCGCCAGUCGUUAUUACCCUCUGCAGUCAUUUCUUGCGUUGAAGUACUUGCUGGUUGUUCUGAAAGAAAAUCGACCGAUACAGUUUUCACCGGCAGUCUCUUUUUUUUAGCUGCUUUAUUUAAGAAGGGAAGACGCGAAGAUCUAAUAGCCUUGGCGAAACCUGUGCUCGAUUUGAUGAAUCGUAUUUCAUCAUUGGCUGAUACAGACAUAAUCGUAAAGAAAUUGUCGAUAAAACUUAUCCAGCGCUUAGGCAUGGUUUUCUUGAAACCAAAGGUGGCUUCAUGGAGAUAUGAACGUGGCAAUCGUUUAUUGACACUUAAUGAAAAAUCUGCCACAAUUAAUGAGCUUCAUUCCAACCACGCUUCAUUUUUAUCUUCAAAAGAAAUAUUGGAAAAGAGUGCUACAUCUCAUAUUGUUGAUUAUUACAUCCCACAGGAAGAACUGGAAAUUGUGCUGAAUUGGAUCUUACAAGCUUUAAGUGAUCGCGAUACUGAAGUUAGAUGGACAGGUGCCAAGGGUAUUGGCAGAGUGGUAUCUAGGUUGCCGAGAGGUCUUGCCGAAGAUGUUCUUUUUUCUAUUUUCAGUAAUAAUUUCAAUUCAAAUGCCGGGAUGGCGGCAUGGCAUGGUGGAUGUCUCGCAAUCGCUGAAUUGUCGAAACGUGGUUUUUUGAUGGUUGAACGACUGGGUAAUGUUCUUCAGAUUAUUUUGCAAGCUUUGGUGUUUGAAGAACCACAGGGAGGACAUGCUCUUGGUGCUAAUGUAAGAGAUGCAGCAUGUUACAUUUGCUGGGCGCUAGCGCGGACUUUUCGGCCUUCGGAUUUAGCUCCAUACGUAGACCAGAUAGCUGUUUGUCUUACUUGCGUUGCUAUAUUCGACCGUGAAAUUAAUGUUCGCAGGGCAGCAAGUGCAGCCUUUCAAGAGAUUGUUGGUCGCCAAGGUUGCUUUCCUAGUGGAAUAGAUAUUCUUACAAAAAUGGAUUAUCAUGGUGUUGGAUCACGUCAACAUGCAUAUCUUAAUAUAUCAUUUGAAGUGUCAAAAAAUCCGUUAUAUGCAAAAGCAUUGAUCGAACAUCUAAUAAAUUACAAGAUUGGCCAUUGGGACGAAGAAAUUCGUUUUCUUGCAGCUGAGGCCUUACGCCGAUUAUGUGUUGCAGAUCCAACUGUUGUUGCAAAUGCGAUUGAUCAUCAGAUAAGUUUUUUAAUGAACGACCAGGCACUUAUUAAAAGGCAAGGAGGGAUUUUAGCUGCAGCAGCUGCAAUAUCUGGAUUGUUUUCCAUUGGUUUUCCAAUAAAAGAUGAAUGGCUUAAUCUUGCCUUGCAAAUGUCGAGCAAUGUUAUGGGUUUCUUUGACAAACAGCGAAGAAUGAAUGGUACAUGCCUAAUUAAACGUGGAAUGAAUAAUUUCAUCCAUCAUCUUUCAGGCGUUCUACCUGUUGAUCGCAUUCCUGCAAAUGAAUGGUUUACCAUAUUGGAACAUAAUUUUGCUGAUGAAAAUGCCGUCAUACGGAAUGAAACUGCCAGUGCUGCAUCAAUCUUUUUUACUUACCUUACUUCAACGACAUAUUCAAGCUUUCUUAUUAACCGUAUUCGUCAUUUUUAUUUGACUGAGAUUAUGUGUGCAAGAAUGGAAUAUCAAAGAGAAGGAUUUGCGACACUCCUUGGUGUAUUGCCGUUGGAAAUAAUCAUGUCUAAUAUACACGGUGCCAUUCUCGCUUCUGAAAUUAUCGAUUCCUUAAUAAGCGUUAUUAAUUCUCGAACAAAUAUUGAUAUGGCAUGGGCUUACGGAAGGCGUGCUUGUGUUAUCGCAAUCACAAAUAUCAUGAAAAUUGUCGACAUAAAUUUAAUAAAGGAUCGUAGUCGUAUACUCGAUUGUAUUAUUAGAGCACUUGAUGAUUAUACCGUGGAUCACCGAGGUGAUGUGGGACGAGUACUCCGUGAAAGUUCUAUGCUUGCUUUUAUAACCAUUUUGCCCAUCAUGCAGCAAUUUCCAGAGCUAUCUUCUCUUAUAGAUCUUGCCAUUUGUAAAAUUGUUCAGCAAUCUUGUGAAAAAAUCGAUGCCAUUCGUCAGUGUGCUGCCCAUGUUAUAAACGAAUUGCUAACAAUUAAUUUACAAUAUAUUAUGGAAAAAGAAACGUUAAUGAUGGUAUAUUCGAAUACGGAAUCCGUUGUCGGCUUUAAAAAUGAUUGGGAAGAUAGCGAUUGGCGAAGAUCAGUGUGCUUCAAACGACUCGCAUUUCUUAUAAACAGUCCACAUUAUAGAUAUUAUGCUCUUCGUGGUUUCGUAAUUUCUGCAGGUGGGCUUACUGAAUCAACUAAGCGUGGUGCGAUAGAUGCUCUUCUUUCGACAAUUAGUGGUUUCUGCAGUUCGAUAGAGGAACUGGAAAGUUUCCUUGACUGUUUAAAAAAAAUUUUCGCUGAGAACCUUGGAGUUUCUCGAAUUACUAUGAGCCUACUUUGUACAUUGGAACAAAUAUUUGCUGAUCAGCUGCUUUCUGUUUUUGAAUUUGAUCCGGAUUCAUCUCCGGCUUUACGUAAAAUAAUUGAAUUAGUUAUUACGGAGAUGUCGAUGAAAGGAUCUCCACAAAAAAUGAAAAUUUGUUUAACAGUUCUUUCUCAUUUGCUUCAUUUCAAUUCAAAUAGCUUAGUUUGGAAAAAGGCAGCUUCUGUGAUUAUUCGCACUUUACAUUCUCCUCUUCCAACCCUUCGUGGUACUGCUGCUGAAUUGCUUUAUGAAUACUUGGCUUCAAAAAUUGAAACGAGCAGUGAGGAAAAUCAUUCAAGAUUAAUGAAUAUGCUUGCUGACACAAAGUGGCAUGCCAAAGAUUCUGAACAUUUCUUCGUUGAUGCUAGUCAAAAAAUUGCAUCAAUGAUGAAUGUGCCACCAGUCAAAAAAAAGCGUGAAGGUAUUUCGAAUGAUUCUACCGUUGCCAACAAUGCCAACGAUAUCUUAGCAGCAUUAGAAAACGAUUCUUCUCAUGCUGUAGUUGUUGAUGAAGCUACCGUAAAGCGAUUAGUUCUUCAGUUAGAAAAACGAUGCUUAAAGAAUCGCGAAAUGCGAAUAAAAUAUGUUGAAGAACCAGCGAAAUUUAUGGAUAGUGAAGUUGAUUUAAAUGAAGCAGUACAGGAAAUGCAUAUUCUUGCGACUCAGCCUGAUUUAUGCAAAUUUGCUGUGGAAUCUGGUUUAGCCGUUACUCUGCUGCAGUUAUUGGCGCACGAGAAUUCUGAUAUUAUUUCUGCAACUAUAAAUUUACUUCAAGAACUGGUAGAUAUAAAUGAUUCAGAAAGCGAAGAUAAUAACAAUGUUGCUAGUUUGAUCGAUGCAUUAACCAGCGGUCAACUUAUUGAAACUCUCGUUCAGCAAAGUAUUGAGCGUCUUGAUGAAAGUGUUCGUGAUGAAGCAGAUGCAAUACAUAACGCCCUUUCAGUCGUUGAAGCGGUAUUAGACUACAAUCCCGAUUAUGCUGAUAAGUGUGUAGAACAAGGUUUGUUUACGUGGCUUUUACGUCGCGGUACGCAAAGGAGUACUUUGGAUGCAAACAAGAUGUACGCUAGUGAAUUAUUGGCUGUUUUACUUCAAACUUCAGAAUUGGCACAGAAAAGGUUGACCGAAAAAAUUGACGGUUUCGACCUGUUACUUAGAGCACUUGCUACUUAUAAAAGGCAUGAUCCAGCAAGCGCCGAUGAAAGAGAACAUAUGGAAAAUCUUUUUGAUGCAGUCUGUGCUGCUUUAAUGUACUCACCAAAUCGCCAAAAGUUCCUUGAUGGUGAAGGGCUGCAAUUAAUGAAUCUUAUGUUAAGGGAACGAAAGCAAUCUAGAGAAAGUGCGCUAAAAGUAUUGGAUUAUGCAAUGAAUGGUGCCGAGGGAAAAGAAAAUUGUGCAAAAUUUAUUGAAAUUUUAGGAUUACGAACGUUAUUCCCGCUUUUCAUGCGCACACCGACUAAAGAGCGUCGUAAAGAUACAACUCCUCUUGAACAUGAAGAACAUGUUUGUUCGAUAUUGGCAUCGCUGCUUCGUUCAUGUGGAGAAGAUGGUCGCAGUCGAGUGUUAAUGAAAUUCGCUGAGCACGAAUAUGAGAAAGUGGAUCGUGCAGUUGAACUCGUUCUUAAAUAUCGUGAACGUGUCGAUCGUUUUGAUGCUCGUAAAGCUCAAUCAAAUUCUGAAGAAGAUUCGAAUAAUUUAUAUUUGGAUCGACUUGAUGCUGGUUUAUAUACAUUACAACGAAUCGUUCUUGUACUUGCUGACGUUUCUGUGAAUGGUUCUAGUUCCUGCCGAAAUAGAGCAAUUAAGUUAUUUCAGAUGCGAACAGGCAACGGAAAACUUAGUCGUCAUUUAAUUCCCGUCUUAGAAGAAUAUGAAACAAAUUUGGCUGCUGAAGCAGACGUCGAAAAAAAACGUACACGCUUGCUGAUCGCAAGAUUAAGUAAUCUAGAAAAGAAUCGGUAA
Messenger RNA from Dracunculus medinensis (Guinea worm), 5106 nucleotides. The record is from the annotation of a GenBank genome assembly. NCBI's taxonomy places the organism in Eukaryota, Metazoa, Nematoda, Chromadorea, Rhabditida, Dracunculidae.